Molecule: messenger RNA, 345 nt
Organism: Drosophila bipectinata
Lineage: Eukaryota; Metazoa; Arthropoda; Insecta; Diptera; Drosophilidae
Gene: COX7AL2
Product: Cytochrome c oxidase subunit 7A-like 2
Biological process (GO): mitochondrial respirasome assembly; regulation of oxidative phosphorylation; mitochondrial electron transport, cytochrome c to oxygen
Source: RefSeq, a predicted model, not a curated record
UCUGUGAACGAGUCUAUUUUUAAAACUUACAAGAAAUUGCAGAAAAUAAAGUGCAAAUCGUAAACUGUCGCACUUGCGUUUAGAGCAAUUACAUAACAAAUCUAAACGAUUAUGGCGCUGCCCGAGGGACUGUCCAACAAAAUGAAGGUUUUCCAAGCCGUCAACGAACUGCCAGUUUUCUUGAAAGGUGGACCCGCUGACAAAAUCCUUUUCGGUAUUACUGCUGGACUUUGUGGAGUGGGUAUCAUUAGCUUUGUCCAUUUAGUCUACACCAUGGGCUUCACCAAGAAGAAGGCUUAAAUAAGGAUUAUGUGUAUAAAUUUGAUUAAAUAAAAUCAUAUCCAC